CCUGCAAAUUGGACAUAGUACGUUUAAACUGGUCACCUUGGGUUGAAGUGCAAACGUGCACCAAGUCUUGUGAUACCGGUACUACGAUGCGACGGCGGGAAUGCACUGACCAAAAUAAUAGGAUCCAGGUCGGGUGCCGUGGCAGAAAUAUGGAUACACCAGAAUGCAACACGAAUCCUUGUCCAGUUGAAGUACGUUUAAACUGGUCACCUUGGGUUGAAGUGCAAACGUGCACCAAGUCAUGUGAUACCGGUACUACGAUGCGACGGCGGGAAUGCACUGACCAAAAUAAUAGGUUCCAGGUCGGGUGCCGUGGCAGAAAUAUGGAUACACCAGAAUGCAACACGAAUCCUUGUCCAGUUGUACGAAACUGGUCACCUUGGGUUGAAGUGCAAACGUGCACCAAGUCUUGUGAUACCGGUACUACGAUGCGACGGCGGGAUUGCACUGACGAAGACGGUCGAAUCCAGGUCGGGUGCAUUGGCAAGGACAUGGAUGAACCAGAAUGCAACACGAAUCCUUGUCCAGUUGUACGAAACUGGUCACCUUGGGUUGAAGUGCAAACGUGCACCAAGUCUUGUGAUACCGGUACUACGAUGCGACGGCGGGAAUGCAUUGACCAAAAUAAUAGGAUCCAGGUCGGGUGCCGUGGCAGAAAUAUGGAUACACCAGAAUGCAACACGAAUCCUUGUCCAGUUGUACGAAACUGGUCACCUUGGGUUGAAGUGCAAACGUGCACCAAGUCUUGUGAUACCGGUACUACGAUGCGACGGCGGGAUUGCACUGACGAAGACGGUCGAAUCCAGGUCGGGUGCAUUGGCAAGGACAUGGAUGAACUAGAAUGCAACACGAAUCCUUGUCCAGUUGUACGAAACUGGUCACCUUGGGUUGAAGUGCAAACGUGCACCAAGUCUUGUGAUACCGGUACUACGAUGCGACGGCGGGAAUGCAUUGACCAAAAUAAUAGGAUCCAGGUCGGGUGCCGUGGCAGAAAUAUGGAUACACCAGAAUGCAACACGAAUCCUUGUCCAGUUGUACGAAACUGGUCACCUUGGGUUGAAGUGCAAACGUGCACCAAGUCUUGUGAUACCGGUACUACGAUGCGACGGCGGGAUUGCACUGACGAAGACGGUCGAAUCCAGGUCGGGUGCAUUGGCAAGGACAUGGAUGAACCAGAAUGCAACACGAAUCCUUGUCCAGUUGUACGAAACUGGUCACCUUGGGUUGAAGUGCAAACGUGCACCAAGUCUUGUGAUACCGGUACUACGAUGCGACGGCGGGAAUGCAUUGACCAAAAUAAUAGGAUCCAGGUCGGGUGCCGUGGCAGAAAUAUGGAUACACCAGAAUGCAACACGAAUCCUUGUCCAGUUGUACGAAACUGGUCACCUUGGGUUGAAGUGCAAACGUGCUCCAAGUCUUGUGAUACCGGUACUACGAUGCGACGGCGGGAUUGCACUGACGAAGACGGUCGAAUCCAGGUCGGGUGCAUUGGCAAGGACAUGGAUGAACCAGAAUGCAACACGAAUCCUUGUCCAGUUGUACGAAACUGGUCACCUUGGGUUGAAGUGCAAACGUGCUCCAAGUCUUGUGAUACAGGUACUACGAUGCGACGGCGGGAUUGCACUGACGAAGACGGUCGAAUCCAGGUCGGGUGCAUUGGCAAGGACAUGGAUGAACCAGAAUGCAACACGAAUCCUUGUCCAGUUGUACGAAACUGGUCACCUUGGGUUGAAGAGCAAACGUGCUCCAAGUCUUGUGAUACCGGUACUACGAUGCGACGGCGGGAUUGCACUGACGAAGACGGUCGAAUCCAGGUCGGGUGCAUUGGCAAGGACAUGGAUGAACCAGAAUGCAACACGAAUCCUUGUCCAGUUGUACGAAACUGGUCACCUUGGGUUGAAGUGCAAACGUGCUCCAAGUCUUGUGAUACCGGUACUACGAUGCGACGGCGGGAUUGCACUGACGAAGACGGUCGAAUCCAGGUCGGGUGCAUUGGCAAGGACAUGGAUGAACCAGAAUGCAACACGAAUCCUUGUCCAGUUGUACGAAACUGGUCACCUUGGGUUGAAGUGCAAACGUGCUCCAAGUCUUGUGAUACCGGUACUACGAUGCGACGGCGGGAUUGCACUGACGAAGACGGUCGAAUCCAGGUCGGGUGCAUUGGCAAGGACAUGGAUGAACCAGAAUGCAACACGAAUCCUUGUCCAGUUGUACGAAACUGGUCACCUUGGGUUGAAGUGCAAACGUGCUCCAAGUCUUGUGAUACCGGUACUACGAUGCGACGGCGGGAUUGCACUGACGAAGACGGUCGAAUCCAGGUCGGGUGCAUUGGCAAGGACAUGGAUGAACCAGAAUGCAACACGAAUCCUUGUCCAGUUGUACGAAACUGGUCACCUUGGGUUGAAGUGCAAACGUGCUCCAAGUCUUGUGAUACCGGUACUACGAUGCGACGGCGGGAUUGCACUGACGAAGACGGUCGAAUCCAGGUCGGGUGCAUUGGCAAGGACAUGGAUGAACCAGAAUGCAACACGAAUCCUUGUCCAGUUGUACGAAACUGGUCACCUUGGGUUGAAGUGCAAACGUGCUCCAAGUCUUGUGAUACCGGUACUACGAUGCGACGGCGGGAUUGCACUGACGAAGACGGUCGAAUCCAGGUCGGGUGCAUUGGCAAGGACAUGGAUGAACCAGAAUGCAACACGAAUCCUUGUCCAGUUGUACGAAACUGGUCACCUUGGGUUGAAGUGCAAACGUGCUCCAAGUCUUGUGAUACCGGUACUACGAUGCGACGGCGGGAUUGCACUGACGAAGACGGUCGAAUCCAGGUCGGGUGCAUUGGCAAGGACAUGGAUGAACCAGAAUGCAACACGAAUCCUUGUCCAGUUGUACGAAACUGGUCACCUUGGGUUGAAGUGCAAACGUGCUCCAAGUCUUGUGAUACCGGUACUACGAUGCGACGGCGGGAUUGCACUGACGAAGACGGUCGAAUCCAGGUCGGGUGCAUUGGCAAGGACAUGGAUGAACCAGAAUGCAACACGAAUCCUUGUCCAGUUGUACGAAACUGGUCACCUUGGGUUGAAGUGCAAACGUGCACCAAGUCUUGUGAUACCGGUACUAAGAUGCGACGGAGGAAUUGCACUGACGAGGACGGUCGAAUCCAGGUCGGGUGCAUUGGCAAGGACAUGGAUGAACCAGAAUGCAACACGAAUCCUUGUCCAGUUGAACGCGCGGUCCACUGGUCACCCUGGACUGGACUCCCAUUUUGUAGCAAGACUUGCGGUGCCGGCGUUACGUUGCGACGGCGGAAAUGCCUUGAUGAAAGAGGUGUCAAACAGGUCGGGUGCCCUGGCCAGGCAAUGGAUAGACCAGCAUGCAACCCGGGUCCUUGUGGAGUUAUUAAGGGGGUUCGCCGGCUGAGACCGUUCAUGUUCGGUUGAAGUGGGAACGUGCAGCAAGACUUGUGGUACCGGUAAUACGAUACGAUGGCGGGAAUGCCUUGGAGAACAAGAAGAAAUCACGGUCGGGUGCCCUGGCGAGCAAAGGGAUGAACCAGAAUGCAACACGCAUCCUUGUACAUAAGUACCGCCAUGACAAUCUAUGCCUUAUCUUUGCAUGGAUUGAAUAGGUCCGAUAUCAUUCAAGACAAACCAAAUUAAUUGCACAUCAACAUUGUUAAACGAAAUUUGAUACUUAAGAGUGAGAUAUUAAAAACUUCAGCUGAAUUUUUGUUUGUUUGUUUAUUUAUUUAAAUACGGUGAUUUCAAAACAUGCUUUUAGCUUAGCAUAGCUGCUUUUCAGCAUGUCCGUACACGGUACAUUAAAAUAUAUAUGAAUAAACAGAUAAAACUCAAAAUUAAA
This is a messenger RNA of Strongylocentrotus purpuratus (purple sea urchin), 3855 nucleotides long. Its product is annotated as SCO-spondin-like. The transcript has 21 exons. Lineage: Eukaryota; Metazoa; Echinodermata; Echinoidea; Camarodonta; Strongylocentrotidae. The record is from RefSeq and is a predicted model, not a curated record. Bases 87 to 3434 code for a protein of 1115 amino acids.